AUGGUAUUGCGACGGAGUGAUCUGGGAGAGGGGAAGAGAGGCGAGGAAGGCUGGUCACGGAAGUAUAUUAAAGGGGACGAGAUGAAGCCUGGUUGGUUGGCGGGUGGACGGGCUAAGCAACAGGCCCCUACUCGGCCGGUGCUUCUCUCGCACUGGCUCUUUUGUUUUUAUUUUAUUUUUAUUUUAUUCGGCGCCAAAGUCGUCCGAAGCCCCUGA
Coccidioides immitis RS is the source of this 216-nucleotide messenger RNA. RefSeq lists its product as uncharacterized. The record is from RefSeq and is a predicted model, not a curated record. The transcript has 2 exons. The coding region runs from base 1 to 216 and encodes 71 amino acids. Lineage: Eukaryota; Fungi; Ascomycota; Eurotiomycetes; Onygenales; Onygenaceae.